AUUCAGUUUUCUCAAAACGUCACUAACGCGAACACAAAUCGCUUCAAGUACUUACACGUAUCGAAAUGUUUUCGAGGCGAAUGUUGAAUUUAAACUCGCCUGUUGUUUCAAUACAUGCCUGGACCAAAUUUUACUUCAACUUCUCAAUCAAAUAUCACAACAGUUCACUAAUCAAUUAAUCAUGUCCUCAACGUCGAACCAGAAUUCAUUUUUGGCUCUGUCCAUACUCAUUACUUUACAUCAUCUCAUCAUCUCCAUCACAUGCAACGAAGAAUUCCACACACUGGCAAUUUCUCCACGUUACAUCGACAAGACCCACCUGUUGAGUACAUUUUUCCGCAACACCGACACUCCAUACAACUACCUCACAUGUCCUCGACUUUUCGGUAAAAGUGCCAUAUUAAACAUGAUCGAGACAUUCGCCCAAGUUCAAGUAGACCGACACGGUCGUCCAAUCAAUUGGGCAGAAACGAAAGCCUUCGAGGUAUUCAAGAACUCUAAAAUCCACCGAUUCGCAGGCCAUAUUUUAAGCCAGCAUAUGGCUCGAUAUCCAGUGAUCUUACUAGAUUUGCAUUUCGACACCAUCGAAGGUAUGUACGAGCCCGAUAUAGUGGCCCAUUUAAACGAACAGAUACAAACGUGUUUCAAAUUCACCGUGAUGAAUGAAGUUAACGAAGACGGAGCCGAAGGGAACUCCACGUUUAAACCUUGGAACUUCACUAUGAACUUACAAGAUGUAGCAUUCAUGAGACAAGUGAUUCAAGGAAGACUCAGCUUACCGGAGAUUCGAAACUCACUGUACAGACUUUCAAAAAUCCUUUACAACUGUUUCCAUCAUACCAAAGUCAUCGUACUAGUCGAUAACUACGAUAGUGCGGCGGUUAAAGCGAUGUUAACUCGACACAAACAGAUCGGAGUGAAUAUAUUUUACGACCUGGUUAACACGAUGUUAUCUCAGGCUUCAACUACAGGAGCAGAAUUCAUCAAGUACAUGCUGAUCACUGGAACUAGCGCAUUGCCUUACUAUCGAGAUCAAUGGAAACUUGAAAACAUCACUCAUCGUCCUUUUCUGGACGAUCACCCCUUCAGCGAGUUUUGUGGAUUCUCUCAACAAGAUGUCGAGCAACUGUUUGAUAAAUUUGAAUGCGAUGAUAGCGAAAAAUCGUCCAUAAAGGAAUUUUACAACGGAUACUCGACCGCUUUUGCACAACAGGCGGUAUACAAUCCGUAUUCCAUUAGAAGAUAUUUCCAACCUGAAGAUCGAACCCUAAGAAGCUUCUGGAAAAUAAAACCUCGAAUAGAAACCAUAGUUAAAUUUAUGCCAUUUCGAACAUUUUUAGAGAAUUUAUUCAUUCCUGUGAUUACGAGCAAUAAAAUGCCUACUAAUUUCACUCUACUUAAAACAUACGAAACGCAAUCUUUUGGGAGAAUGUUUGAAAUGCUGGAUUUGUUGAAAGAUAUCCAAGACACUCACGAAAGGUUAACGAGGGAUAGAAGAGUUUACGAUCCGAUAAUUCAUACGUUUGCUUUUGAGCAAGGGUAUUUCACUCAUUCGAGUAAUUCGUCGUAUGCUGUGCCAAACCAAGAAGUGAAACAAGAACUGGUCGAAAAAUCUCUGGAGUAUUUUUCGAGGAAAGUUUACAUGCUAUGAUCCAUGGAGUCAGCUGAAGUGAUGAUGAUAAGAAAAUUUUUGAAAUUUUAAUCGAAUAAACAAUCUUUUAGUAUCAGUGUACGAAAAUUGAUCGUAUGUCGAAGUAUUUAGUUGUCUCUGUCAAUAAAUGUUCCAGUAUUGCGUAUCCCUUUCAAUUUAGAACCAAUUGAACUCAACAUUCAUGAAAGUUCUCAACCAAUCAAACGAUUAUGCAACCCACUUCACACAUUUGUCUUCUUUUCUCAACCAUACUAACGACCAUAAACAGUCUCUCGGAAUUCCAGACACUUUCCCAAUCACCAUACUACAUCGACAAAACCUACUUCCUUUCAACACUGUUUUCCGAGCUGAAAAUACCCUUCAAUUUCAUCACAUGUCCCCGUCACUUUGGCAAAACCUCAAUGUUAGUGAUGAUCGAAAAUUUCGCUCAGAUUGAAAUCGAUAAACAUCGACAUCCAAUAGACUGGACCGGUAGCAAAGCGUUCCACAUAUUUGAAAACCUGAGCGCUGCUCAAAUCCACCCGCUGAUGAGAAAUCACCUGGCUCGAUAUCCGGUUAUCCAGCUCAACUUGGGGUUUCCCAGCAUCAAGGAUUUUAAUGGUACGAAUUUGCUGGAUAGUCUGAAUCAAAAGUUGGAGAAAUGUUUCGACAAAUUCCGAUGGUUGUGUAAAUGUCGACAAAGCAGGAACUUCUCAGCUCCUUACGGACCUUACGGCAAUAUCUCUCAAGAAGAGUAUGCUUUUGUUGGAAGUGCUUUGAAUAGGACUCUGGACCAUACUGGAAUCUCAAACAGCUUGUUGGAACUUUGUAAAAUACUCUAUCAUUAUUUUCGAGGCACUCAGGUCAUCGUAUUAGUGGACGAUUACGAUAGCGCCUCCAUUAACGCUAUGCUGGCUCCUAGUGUAAAAUUGAAUGAAUACUACGACCUAGUGAACACAAUGCUGUCGAAGAUCUUUCUGGAGGGUCAAGAAUAUAUCAAGUUCUGCCUGAUUACAGCCACCAGCGCGAUUAAUUUCUAUAAAGAUCAAGCAACUCGUUUUGCGACAGUGGCUCAUCGGCCUUUUAUGAGUUAUCAUCAGUUCAUACCAUUCUGCGGAUUCUUAGAUACCGAAGUCAAAGCCAUCAGUCGCAAGUACCAUAUCGGGCAGAAAAAACUAACCGAGAUUCAGAAGUACUAUAACGGAUAUUUCACUUGUGGCAGCGAUCCUAAGCUGAUUUACAAUCCUUUCGCGUUCACUCGUUACUUGAUGUUGGGACAAGAGGUGAAAAAAUACUCGAAACAUACACCACAAUCUGAAAUCAUUGAAAAAUUACUCAUGUUUCAAGUGUUUCGUCAGAAUCUAUUCAGAACGGCUUGGUCCAAGACUACAGAUGAGUGUAACUUUUUUUUGAAGAAAACUUACGAAAAGGAUGAUUUGGAUAAAAUGAUAAAUUUACUUGGAAAUGAUCAUAAUUAUCUCACGAACGAACAAAUAUCUCAAGAUAGAGAAACGUAUCUUCGUAUACUGCAUUCAUUCGCUUUUGAACAAGGUUAUUUCACGUAUUGUAUCGGCAAAAAACAUCAUUUCAAGAUUGCCAAUCAUCAAGUUAAACUGGAAAUCAAAGAAAUGAUGACGAAGUACUUCAAAGCGCCACCUGAACGAGAAUUUUGAUGAAAUUAAUGAUCGAUAUCAAUUUAAUAGGACUGGGUAUUGGAUCAAAGGAGGGUAAUUCAACGUCAAAUUAGCUCGGUUUUGAGUAUACGUCCUCCGAUUUUGUUCAAAAUCUUCCAAUAAGUUUCUUUAUAUCAGGAAAGAAGGAUAAUCGAUAUCAUUGAUGGCGUCCCAAUACCUCUUAAGACAGGUGGGGUGGGGUUAGUUCACUCAGCAAUUUAAAUUUCUUGUUACAAUGCCCAACUUUGGAGUCGAUUGUUCAAGACUGUAGCGAAUUGAAGAAAAUCUAAGCACUUUCAAAAGUCCAAAGUUGAACUUUUCUUGAGAGCUCAAUUUUCAAGAGCUUGCCAAAUUUCGGAGCUCUGAUUAGAAAAUUUAAAAAAAAUAAAAAACCAAGAAGCAUACAUUUUUAUGAUAUUUACAACUACUUGUAUGAAUCUCUUGCAAUUAAAUUCGGAAACCGUGGGGGUUUAGAGCCCCAAAAUUUUGGUCGAAGUGUAAAAAAAUGUAAAAUAUCGUGUGACAUAUAGUUUCCGGCGUUUUCGAAAGCUCAGAAUACAAAUAUAGGCUUAUUUUUCAGAAUUAGUCCCACUGUAAUACACUGGCCCUUUCAGUUCUCAAAAUUGUUGAUUUAUCUGGUUUUUGGAAGAGCUGAAUACGAAUAUCUACAUGCUCUUUUGAUUCGACUUUUCCCUUUAGACUUUCACAAGUUUUUUGAAAAUCAAAAAAUCUUGCGAUACGUGAUUCAAAAUUCGUACUCAAUUUUUUAUUCAAAAAAAGUGAUUUCAGUAACCUAAAAAGUUGAAAAAAUAACCAAACGAGUUACAAGACGUGAUAAUUUAUUUUGAUAUAGAAAGAAAUCACAAGAAAAUUCAGAACACUUCAUUAAAAAAUGAAAGAAAAAAGACUUUCUGGUAAUUACAAUUAAUAGCAAAAAAUUAAUUCUUUGACUGUUGCACAACUUUUUAGUAAUAAAGUAAGACUUCUUGCCAAUUUCUGGUAGAAAAAAAAGAGAUUUAAGUAUACAAUUUUAGUGUUUAGAGCUUUUUUUUUGGGCAAUUUUUGACAAAAAAAAAAGCAAGACUUAAGCACUUUAUUGAAAAAAAUGAAACUUUUUGCAGUGUUUUGUAAAAAAACGACUACACAAUUAUUUUGAGAAACUUUUGGCAAAAAAGCAAAACUUUUUAGCAGUUUUUAGCAAAAAAGUUAGACUUUGGCAAUUUUUGGCAUUUUUAGUGCCUAGAAAAGCGAGAUUUUGUAGCAAUUCGGAAAAAAGCGAGAUUUUUUUGUCAAUUUUUGUCGAAUAAGUGAAACUUUUUUUGCAACCGUUUGGUAAAAAAAUGACCUUUUUGGAAACUUUCGGCAGCAAUGUGAGACUUUUUCCAAUUUUUGGAGAAAAAAUGAGGUACUUCAAAUUCUCUGGAAACGAGCGACAAUUUUUUAAAAUUUCUGGAAGAAACAACACUUUUUGAUAAUUUUAGCAGAAAUCGAGGCAUCAAAAAUUUUAGCCAAAGGCAGGGCUCUGUAUCUCUAAAGCUGAAAAGGAAGGUAACCGCAGUUGGAAAAGAAUUUAAUAGGGGAAUGGGUACUUCAGUAAAUUAUCAUAUCAACAUUAUUCUUGUUUCUUUCAACAUGGUAUUUAAAAUUUUUUUUUUUGAAAAUCACUAGGUACUUUUUUACUACAUACUUUUUUCACAUUUUCUAAACCAAAUUUUCAAAAAUUUCUCCACUCGCCCCCCUUCCACACAAAAAAAUUAACAACGUCAAAUUUUUCACAGGAAAAUUUUCAAAAAAAUUAAAAUUGGAAGAAAAUUUGUAUAAAAAGUAUUCUUUAAAAACAUUUCAAUCAAAAUUAUUGAAAAAAAAAACAAUACAAAUCAACUCAAUAAUGAAUUUUUCACUACUUUUUUGACUAAAUUCACCACUUUCACUACCCAUCUUCAAAAUCACUACUUUUUCAUCACUUUCACUAUACUUUCAUUACCAGUUAGAUAUAGGUACCCUAUUCAAGAAGUAAAAACACGAUUUGGAAAAAUUAAAUGUUUGCAAUUAAGGUGGUACCCCCACAAUUUUGAAAAAGUAACCAAAAGUUAGUAUUAGUAAAUCAAGCAAGUUGCUUCAUCGAAAAGUAACUGAGUUUGAUCUCUGUAUUAAUUUUCAGGCAAUUUUGGGACGCUGGCAGGGUCGAAAAAGGCGGGAGGGGGCUUCGAAUCAACAAACUCAAGUUGAUAUUCCUUGUCACAAGAUACUGUAUUUUACAUUUUUUCACAUUUUGACUAAGAUUCCGGGGCUUUGGCACCCCCCUCCACCCUUAAUUUAGCAUCAUCAUCAUUAUUGAACUUUGACCCGGUGAGCUGUUCAGCCCGUCUGGGAAACUGUGGGAGAAUUAUUGCUUGUCGAUGUAUCAUCAAGUUUUUUCUUCGGUCUUCCUCUGCUCCUCCUGCCAGUUGAGUGUAUUCUUUGACUUUUCGAAGAGACCGUUCAUCAGGCAUUCUAUCAACAUGUUUUCACCAUUUCUUUCUGUAGCGAUCUUCAGCCUGUUUUGUUUCUUCCAUAGCGUGGGCUUUUUUGCCUGCUGCCCAACAGGGUUCCCUGAUUUUCCAGCCAGUUUUCUCUUAUUUUUGUUUUCUCGAGAAAUUGGUUUUUUUGCUUCUAUGGGUUUGUAGGCCAAGGAAGUAUAGAUUGAUGCGGGGGUUUCCCUCUGCGGCAUCAAGCUGACUUUCCGGAAGUUCGGUUAUAGCGCCAAAUGCUCGCUGUUGUACAGGAUUUGUGCCUAGCACUAGCAGUAUUUAUGACUCUUGAGUACAGGGGUUUGCAAGUUUUGCUGUCUUCCUGUCACUGAUUCAGGGAUAUUUUAUGAUUGUUUUCUCUUCUCCCCUACUUCCUGAGAUGGCUUGAUGUUGUAGCCCAUUCAGGUUGCAGCUUUGAUGCUGGACACACGCCAAGGUGUUAGGUUUGGUCUUAGCCUCAUCUUCAGCUUCCAGCCUGCCGAAGAUGAGUUACUGGCCUCUGCGACGUGGACGCUCCAAACCUCUCUUAAGGUUUGUCUUCUCUACUCCUGGGACUGGCAGUUAUAGCGUAGAUUGUACGUACCCAAAGUUGGCCCAAGAGGCCCUUAAUUUGGCAAAUUCCUAAAAUGAAAAGUUCAUAGUUGUAAAUAUCAUAAAAAUGGAUGCUUCCCAAAAUUUUGACAAAUUUUCAAGUAACGAUCAGAUACAAAAUUUGGCAAACCUUAGAAAAUUGAGUCUUCAAAAAAGCUUAAAUUUGGACUUCCGAAAUUUUUGGAAAAUAUUUUAGAUACUAGGCACUUUUAAUUCUUUUUUGAGCGCAGCAAACAGAUUUUCUUCAAUUAGCAUCAGUGCUGAACAAUUGACUCUAAAAUUGGGUAUUGUGGCAAGUAAUUUAAAUAUCUGAAAAAAGUAGCCCUGCCCCAUCUGUCCCAAGAGGGACGGUGGAGUCACAGUCAAUGAUGAUAAUUUUUGUUUUUCCUAAAAAAAACUGUUGAGUAAAAUCGAAGAACCUGAUCCAGAAAUUAGCCUGGUUUUACAUUGAAUGACCAAGGAAUGAAAACCGUUCGAAAGUAUUAUAAAAAUGUAUUUUCAUUUGAACCUUCAUAAGUUUGUUACAUAAGUUUUUCCAAAAAUUGUCACAUUUAGAGUAAUAAGUAAAAUAUCAAAGGGAGAUAGGGAAGUCUGAACAUACCAAAAAUUUUAACCUGAAAAAAUUGUACGCUUGAUUUGCAAAUUUGUUAUCCAAGAUUAGAUAAAUUUCAGAUUCAGAGAUAGAGUGAUAGGGAAGGUAUUGGUUGAAUAAAUACACCAACAUCAACACUCGACUCGGUCAAAUUUUGAAAUAAUUUUGAGCAAUUUUACAAAAAGCAUUCUUUAAUUAUGUUUCUAAAAUAAAUUCAAAUUUCAACUUGAAGAGUAAUUGUUCGUUACCUAUUUAAUGAUUGCCAAAAGACAACAUCUUAUCAAUUUUUCCUGAAAAUAUGUCGAGUCUAAUCGAUUAAAUUUUGAUAUGGCAUUUGCACUUUUGACAAAUCAUAGAGAAUGCACAGCCGAAGUCACUUAUCGUAGAAACAAAGGAAUCCACCAUCAUCAAACCAGAGGAACACGAAGAAGAAAUGAAUAACACUAAAUUCAGGUAUCAGUUCAGUAACAAUGAUAACGAUUUUUUGCUCAAUCACUAAGACCCUCAAAUCAUCCAUCAUGUUUUCAUUGAUCCUCCACUUCACCUUCUCAGUUUACGUUCAUUGCAUCAGCAACAACGACAUCAUAUACUACACCAGUAACGAGACUUACGAUGCAUCCGAAGUUCUACGACCAAACGAAACUCGUAUUCGAAUCGAUCGCACGAAUCUACUAGAGAUAUUUUUCAACGAAACCGAACACCCUUAUAACUUCCUCACUUGCCCCAGAUUAUUCGGUAAGACUUCCAUUAUCGCCAUGAUCGAAGAUUUCGCACAGAUGGAAAUCAACGAAGAUGGAAUUCCCAUCCACUACAUUUACACUUACAGCCACCAUUUUCAUAAAGGUUGUAAAAUUGGCUCGAAUGAUCAAGUAAUGUCCGAACAUUUGGCCCGAUACCAGGUUAUUUUGAUCGAUAUGUUUUCCGAUUCGUAUCAGGCUAUAACCACCGCUGAUUUGAUACAAGAUUUGAAACGUCAACUGAAAUUGUGCUUUGAGAAAUUCAAAUGGUUGCCGGAAAUUCUACCACGAGGUUGUAGUGAUAAGAAAAUUACGACUUUUGAAAUGAAGUUCGUGGAGCGAUUCGUCAAUGGUACCAUUGGAGAUGAUGAGAUACCGGAAUGCAUACUUCGCUUAUCCAUGAUCUUGUACAAAUUUUUCAAUCAAACCAAAGUCAUUAUACUAGUCAAUGAAUAUGAUAAUGCCAUGUUGACCUCUUUAGUAACACAAAGAACAGAUGUGGCCAAAUUUUACGAACUGGUGAACGAAAUGUUACACAAUGCUUUCAGACGUGGUGCUAAAUACAUAGCGUAUGGUUUCAUCGCAGGCACGAGUAGUCUGGCAUACUACAGGACUUACCCUUCGAUGCUUGAAAAUGUAAUACAUCGUCCAUUUUUAGACAGUCAUCCUUUUAAUACAUUUUGCGGACUGUCUGACUCAGAAGCGGAGAUAGAAUUAUUCGAAAAAUAUAAAAUAACGAGAAGGGAAAGAAGUAAAAUACAAAGAUUCUACAAAGGUUAUCAACUAAACUCGAAGAACGUAUCACUGUACAAUCCACAUUCAGUGACUAACUAUUUCCUUCAAAGCUCGGAUUUCCAACGCACCGCCGGAGUAUUCUGGAAUGGUGGAUUUAGUUUCGAGAUUCUGGUCAGAUUUUUAGCUAACGAGUACUUCCUCAAGAUGGUGUUCAGGUCGACUGAACGUACUAUGAAGUUGCCUUUUGAUUUGAGCCAUCAGUAUGAAUCGACUGCACUGUGUAUUCUGAUGAGGCUGAGAAAGGAAGAGUAUGAUGGCUUUAAUGCUGAAGAUAUUCGUCAACGUAUUAUGUUCACGUUUGCAAUGGAACAAGGUUAUAUAUUACGAGGGAUCGAGCCGAAUUUAUUUGCGCCUCCGAAUUUGGAGAUUAGGCAAGGGAUACAGAUUGCUGUGAUGGAGCAUUAUCAGAGAAAACGAGUACCUCAUAUGAAUAUAACGAAGAAUAUGCUGAGUAUUUUGAAAUCUGAUGAUAUUUAAAUUAGCAUAAGUAAGCACAAUAAUAUGGUCUUGGGUACAAGUUAUUGAAGAUCUCGACUAGAAUAAAUACUAAUUAACUGAAUGGUUUUCCAUUAAAGUAACUUUAAAAAUUGAUAAAAAAUGUUGAAAAUUUGCUUUUUAACGAAACUGUUUUUUUUUUCAAUCAUUAAAAUAAAAUCACUG
Planococcus citri (citrus mealybug) is the source of this 9188-nucleotide messenger RNA. RefSeq lists its product as uncharacterized. The transcript is spliced from 3 exons. NCBI's taxonomy places the organism in Eukaryota, Metazoa, Arthropoda, Insecta, Hemiptera, Pseudococcidae. Bases 182 to 1651 code for a protein of 489 amino acids. The record is from RefSeq and is a predicted model, not a curated record.